Molecule: messenger RNA, 1044 nt
Organism: Cantharellus anzutake
Lineage: Eukaryota; Fungi; Basidiomycota; Agaricomycetes; Cantharellales; Hydnaceae
Exons: 7
Coding region: 1-1044 (347 amino acids)
Source: RefSeq, a predicted model, not a curated record
AUGACGGACUGGCUUUCGCCAUUGACACUGGCAGAAAUCAUUGCAAUCUGCAAAGAGUAUCAGAUCUACGUGUCAGAUGCAGCUCGAAGGAAGUGCAAGAAGAUGAAUGCAGCUUUGCCAAAUAAGAGAAAAUCAGACUCACCAGUUCAAGGACCAAGGAAGAAAAUGAAGAACUCUGGACCAAGUGCCAGCAUCAACGGUGAUGAUACCAUGGACAAGUCAGAUGAAAUAACACUCCCCUCCAUAGUCAACGAUAAUCACAUCACUACCUCUCCUGAGUUCCUCCAUAUACCACCCAGAAUGAGCUUCGAGAUUGCCAAGCAGAGUUCCUACAAGCUAUCUCGCCGUCAGCAGUUCAAGAGGCUGUUUGCGCUUGUGGUCAAUGUCAGGAAUAUUCCAAAUGCGGGCCGUUUACAACCAGCAGAUCAGGACAGACAUCCCGCUCAGGUCCUUAUUGCUGGCAUGCUACUAGAGGAGAAGGGAGUCAUUGAGGUCAAAGGGAAAUGUAGUGGAGCCCGGGAUGAUCCCACAUGCUUACAGUCAGGCUUGCAUGGAAAUGUGACAAGUUACCCUAUGAACACCGACGAAAUUUUCAGUAUGCUCCAAGGACACAUGUUGCCACAGCCGAUGGAGAUACUUCCCUCGAUUAUAUCAGUAACGGUAGUGUUGGAGGUGCUUGAAUGGUUGAUUGAGCAUAAUAAAUGCUUCUCCGAGUAUACAGUAGACCAAGCAGUAAUGGCGUCUUUACCCGAAGACGAUGUGCCUCUUGAGAUAUUGGCUAGCAUGCGUCAAGAGACAAGUUCCCAUAUUCUGCUUCGGGAGCAUGACUCCUAUGUGCCCGGUGAUUUCAGUGAUGACUAUGGCAACGUUAGUGAGGGGGCUGAACCACCUAACAAGCAGUAUGAUGAAGGGGAUGUUGUUCCGUUACAGUAUAUUGGCAGUAGCCAAACCGAGCUCACAGCAGUAUCCACAUCCGAUCUACUUGAAGAGGGACUCACCAACCUGUCCAAAGAAUCCCAGACAGAGCAGCCAUACGCUGUUUGA